Myiozetetes cayanensis is the source of this 2526-nucleotide messenger RNA. RefSeq names its product transmembrane protein 273 (gene TMEM273). The record is from RefSeq and is a predicted model, not a curated record. Lineage: Eukaryota; Metazoa; Chordata; Aves; Passeriformes; Tyrannidae. The coding region runs from base 39 to 353 and encodes 104 amino acids. The transcript is spliced from 6 exons.
AGAACUUGGUGAAACCACUCUGUUGUCCAAACUUCAUAAUGACCUUACUAACAAGCUGGAUAUCAGUCCUAACAGCAUUUCUUCUUCUCUUACAUUUUUGGAGAGCAAAGAUACAUGCUUCUGGAAAUCCAGAAGAGGAAAUUGAUUACACAUAUGUUAUUAUAGGAGUUACUCUGGGAGCACUUCUAUCAAUUGGUUUUGUAGCAGUAAUAAUCUGCAUGAUCAAAACCCAAAUGUUUGAGCAUGUCUCUGGAGAGUCAGAUGGCAAAAUGGAUAGAAGGUCAAACAUGGGAUCAAGCCAAAACAGAGAUGACAUCCAUGUACUGGAAAACCUAAGUACAAAAGAUCAAUAACCCUUUUGCAGUCAACAGUUACCUGGUCAGAGGAUCGAUAGAAGUCUCUUGUGCACAGGCAGGAAUCUUACCAAUACCAAUUCCUUUCUUUGUUCUUUAGUUGAAAGGCUGAUUGACUGAUUACAGGAAGAGCUUAUAGUGCAUGCUAACUUCAAUCACUUGCACCCAAAAAGCCUGCAAUGCCCAACAGCAUGUACAUGAGGAGAAUGUAUGAAGAAAAUAAAAUUGAUUAGCUCUGUUCAUUAAUAGAUCCUGUUUAGUCUGUGAUAAGUAUAUGAUUAAUUUCUAAAAUCAGUUAAAUACAGGGUAAUAAAAAAGGUAGCCAUAUAAUUAAGGAGCAGAAUUCAUGAUCACGCCCAUAUUUCAAGAUAGGUUAAUAAUGACUGCACCAAGUUGGAAAAUCAUUCAUUAGAGGUUGAAGCAACACAAGGCUUCUCAAAUUUUUCAGGGAAUACAUAUUUUGUGUUAAUAGAAAAACAUUUCAGCCAUUUUAGUUUUAUCUUUUUUAGAUUUAGGACUGAUGUCUUUUGUCUGUAGGUGGUAGUGCUGAUUUCAGCAAUUUUAAAUGAGUUAUGGUCAUUUAAAAUUAAAAAUUCCUUUUGAAAUAAUGUUUUUCAUGUUUUGUUGACAUUUCAUGUCAACACUGUACAAAAAGCUAAUCUGACACUUCCAGAAUUAACCCAUCCCUAUUUUUUAGUAUAAGAAAAUGCACUAAGUACAAUUAGAAAUAAUUUCACUCACACAGAACCUUAAUUCUUGUUCUAGCCUUGUACUUGAUUGCAUCAAAAUUGCUUGCCAGUUACAAGCUUCUUACAGUGGGAGUGACAAAAAGAAAAAUUAUAGCUUUGUCUCAUAACAUUUAGAAUAGUUUAAACAAUUUAAAAUAGUGUAAACCCAAGUUCCUUUGCUAAAAUUUCCCAACUUUUACCAUAUCUGUUAGCCUAUGGCUUUGUCCACAUUUCAGAAAACAAUGCUACAGAUUCUAUUCUAUUUAAUCCUGUUUUUUUUCCAAAAUGCUGUAUGUAACAUAUUGUCAUUACAAGGUGUGGGAAAAGCAGGAAGGUUUUUGUAUUUCAAGCCAGGUGUUCCUUUCAGCUUGUGAAGACAGGGCAGCAAAUCCCAGCUGUGGGAGCUCAGGGAGCACUCAGCCAGCAGCAAUGUCACACUGGGCAUCCCCUGCUAUUCCUACAGCUCCUCUCAGGAAACCCAGCAGGACUUAAAGGCUUGGGAGCCUCAGGUAGAUGACAUGCACAACAUUAAAUAAUGUUCCAAUAUUUCACAGGCAGAGCAUUACAGCAUUAUGUUGUAGCAUUACAGGAUGACUCCAAACAGGAUUUUACACUAUUUUAUUGCAACUUACAAAUGAACAUUAUCCAGAUCCAAAGACCACAAACUGUAAAUAAAUUGGAUCUUCAUAAAAUUUUAGCUCAGGCCAAUGUCUAUAGACAUGGAUUUUUUUAAUCUCUCAUCUAACAUACAUUCUUAAAGUAAGAUUUGGUACCUCUAUCUGCUCUCAGUUAUGCCAUGUGACAGAUCCUAACAAUAAUGUUCUUUCCAGUUCUUCACUAAUACAAUAGAUAUAAUCCAACUUAAAAAAAAAACAAACAAAAUAAUUGUAAGAAUGAAGUCUAACCUAGAAGUUCUGUGUAUUAUUAAGAAAUAUCACUCAAAAAAAAUCAUGGAAACCAGAGCUUCCUAUCCAGAAAUCAACUUUCAUAUCAUGAAGAGAUGCAAUUAACCCUACACAUUAAAGGGGGAGCUGAUGCGCUGAGUCAGGGACUUAAAAGUCAAUAUGAUGUUAGAGCAUAAGAGCAGAUAUAUCAGAAUUUUGUUUUUACAAAGAAUAAGCUACUUUACUACUUGUAACUGUAACUGAAGGGAUUUGAAUAUGUGUUUUUUUUCUAACCUUCACAGAGCAGGUAAUUUUUCAAAUAUGCAAAGGAAACUGGACAGUAAUUUUUCCACAUAUUUUGAAUAACAAAAUGUAAGGUUUAUUUUGAGAGAAAAAUUGUAUAUUGGUACACUUUCUCUAGAUUCCUACGUGUCUGUUACCCAUUUCAGUAACACUGCAGUUCAUUAGCACCAUUUGCUAAGAGAUAAACUAAAGCAGUAAUGUGAUACUUGUAAGUAAUUGUGUGUACAUGUGUAAGUGAAUAAAGCAUCUUGUAAGGUA